Molecule: messenger RNA, 2447 nt
Organism: Meleagris gallopavo (turkey)
Lineage: Eukaryota; Metazoa; Chordata; Aves; Galliformes; Phasianidae
Source: RefSeq, a predicted model, not a curated record
GAAGGCAGAAGACCUUGCUUGCAUGUACAAGUUGUUUAGUCGUGUGCCAAACGGUCUGAAGACAAUGUGCGAGUGCAUGAGCUCGUACCUGAGAGAGCAAGGCAAAGCACUAGUUUCUGAAGAGGGAGAAGGAAAGAAUCCAGUGGACUAUAUUCAGGGUUUACUGGAUUUGAAGAGUAGGUUUGACCGCUUUCUUCAAGAAUCUUUCAAUAAUGACCGACUCUUCAAACAGACUAUUGCGGGUGACUUUGAAUAUUUCCUCAACCUCAACUCUAGGUCUCCAGAGUACCUCUCAUUAUUUAUUGAUGAUAAGCUGAAAAAAGGAGUCAAGGGACUAACAGAGCAAGAAGUAGAAACUAUCUUGGAUAAAGCAAUGGUUUUAUUUAGGUUUAUGCAAGAGAAAGAUGUUUUUGAGCGGUAUUAUAAGCAGCACUUGGCAAGAAGACUUCUUACAAACAAGAGUGUUUCAGAUGACUCUGAGAAAAACAUGAUAUCUAAAUUAAAGACUGAAUGUGGAUGUCAGUUCACAUCUAAACUGGAAGGAAUGUUCAGGGACAUGAGCAUCUCAAACACGACGAUGGAUGAGUUCAGGCAACAUCUGCAGUCGACUGGGGUCUCAUUAGGUGGUGUUGAUCUUACAGUGCGGGUCCUCACAACAGGUUACUGGCCUACCCAGUCAGCCACACCAAAGUGCAACAUCCCUCCAGCUCCCCGACAUGCUUUUGAAAUAUUUAGAAGAUUUUAUUUAGCCAAACACAGUGGACGACAGCUGACGCUCCAGCAUCACAUGGGUUCUGCAGAUCUCAAUGCCACUUUCUAUGGGCCAGUUAAAAAGGAAGAUGGCUCAGAGGUUGGCGUGGGAGGUGCCCAAGUAACUGGCUCAAAUACACGGAAGCACAUAUUGCAAGUGUCCACUUUCCAGAUGACGAUAUUAAUGCUCUUCAACAACAGAGAAAAAUACACCUUUGAGGAAAUUCAACAAGAAACUGAUAUCCCUGAAAGAGAACUGGUCAGAGCCCUACAGUCCCUUGCGUGUGGCAAACCAACACAGCGUGUUCUCACAAAAGAGCCCAAAUCGAAAGAAAUAGAAAAUGGACAUAUAUUUACAGUGAAUGAUCAGUUCACAUCUAAACUACACAGAGUGAAGAUUCAGACAGUUGCUGCCAAACAAGGAGAAUCUGAUCCAGAAAGGAAAGAAACAAGGCAGAAAGUAGACGAUGACAGAAAACAUGAGAUAGAAGCUGCUAUAGUUCGGAUAAUGAAAUCUAGAAAGAAGAUGCAACACAAUGUGCUAGUAGCAGAGGUAACUCAGCAGCUGAAGGCCCGAUUCUUACCAAGUCCAGUUGUUAUUAAAAAACGUAUUGAAGGACUUAUUGAGAGAGAAUAUUUGGCACGAACACCUGAGGAUCGCAAAGUAUACACUUACGUAGCAUAAAAUGCGUUCAGAAAAUUUGAUUUACUCUUGGACUGUACUCUUCGCAUGAACUGGGAAGUUCUUUUAAAUCAUUAAUAUUAAGACGACCAUCUCUUCUAUUAAAUUACAAUACAUGUUCUAGACCAUUCAGAUCAAGCCUUUUACUCCUUUUGAGAGUUUUCAACAUGAAUUGAUUGAGCUUCAGGCUUUUCAACGUUAUCCCUGUAGAGAUCAUCCUUACAAUUCUUUGGGAAAAUGUGAAUGUGCCGCGUUUGUUUUCAAUACUGUAUGAAAACAGAAAAAUAAAAACAAAUUUAGAAAAUACAGCUCAUUAAAAAAAUAAAAUUGUUGGAAUUUCAUUUCCCCAGAUCUUCAGUGUUGAUGUAAACGUGUUUCUGUAGUGUUGCUUAGCACUUCGCGCAUUGUAUAAGUUGGGUUAAAAGAACAACCACAACUGGUAAGACAGAAUUCCCAGUUAUAUUGCUCUGCUUCAAAUGUUUCUUUAACUAGCCAUGUUUAAUUUAAAUAUUUGGUAACCUUUUGAAGACCCAAGAAUACAACUUGAGCAUGUUUCACUCUUCCAGCUGCACUCAUUGUUUGAACAACAUGAAUCAGCAACUACUGGGGGCUCAGAAAAGACCAUAAUAAUUUUGACUUUCCCUUCUGUAAUUUGAGUUCUUCUAAAUUAUACUCUAGAUUUGUUCUGGUUUCUUCAUAGGAAAAAGGAAAAGAUAUUAGUGUGUAUAAACUGUAUAAUAAUUUUUGCUGUUGUACUCACUGCUGAUGGUGGAUUGUACAGGGCGAUGUUUUUAUUUCACUAAAUGUAGACAAAAUUUUAAAAUAAAUGGAUCUAGUGUACACAAUUCAAGUGUGUUAGAGUACAGGGAUGGCAAUAUUUGAAACUAAAUACUGUCCUCUGGGGAAGCGUACUGGGAUUAUAUUUUGUCAGUUAAUACUGUAGAUGGAUCUGUAGCCACAGAGUUUCCCAUCAUAAGUACGUAUUUCAGGAGAUUAAAGUGAAGCCAGUGUGCAC